AUGGUGGAGAUCCUCCCUGCUCGUCCGCCCACACCCCCAAGGACAACUUCGCGCAUUGUGAUUGAAAACGCCGAGUCACCACCAGCCGUUCAAACACCCAAUGAGUCACCAUUUUCCGCGUUAGGGUCGGUGCAGGUUGGUCCAUCCAGCCGCAGUUCGAAGAAAGUGAAUUUCUCUCCAUGGCCCAAGUACAUCAAACCACCAACAUUUGCUAGUGCCAUGAAAUCGGCCCCCGACUUCAAGACUAUCCCUCCGUCUCCGAACUCCAAGCCUACGAAGUCGAUCUUGAAAGCAACCCAGUCGCCAAUUCCCGUUUGGUCACCCAACGUCGAUACAUUCACCGCCGAAUCGCUUGCCAUGCUGCUCGAAUCAGUAAUCCAACAGCUGGCUGGCGAGUCGAUGAGCUCCCGACUCGACGCCUACAUGCAAUUUUAUGGUGCGCUACGCACUUAUAACGGGCUUCCAGCGGGUCAGAAGAUUGCCGAAAAAUUGAAUCUCAUCACCGAGUUUAUUCAGCGAGAUGUGAAUCGGGACUUUGCGAACGGCUCCCUUCUCGACACAAACCUUGCCAAUCAAGCUCUGAAAUUGUCAAUCUCGUUUGUUUGGAAUCCGGAGAUUUCGACCCAGCUUUCGGAAGAGUUCAAAAUCUUUCUGGUCGACCAUUCCAUCACUUGUCUCCAUGAGGCCAAGGCCCCAAAGUCCGUUUUGAUACACUACAUGUCCAUAUUGUCUAAUCAGAGCUUUGGACCCAAGAUUAUGACCGGUGCUCGUGUAGCCCGCCUUUUGACAGUACUACAAGACAUAAAUAAGAACAUCAGUGGCAACUCAAUUGUUUCUCAUCGAUUGAACAUUUACCAGCGGCUGCUGGGCCAAGCCAAAUCCGCUUUCAUCUCCCAAGCAAGCCUGUGGAUGGAAAACUUGAUAUUCGGGCUGCUUCAUACUUUGAAGGAUACUAGGUCAAAAUCGAUUUCAUUUGGCUUCCAGGUGGCGACAGACGCCGGUCCAAAUCCUAUACUGUCGAAAAACAUCCGGGAUCUCUUUGACCGGCCAUUAGAGCAUGACCGAAAGCUUGUGUCCGAGAUUCGUGAGCGCAUGACUCGAAUGAUGGCGACGGAUAGCGGUGAGCAUGUUCCUCAAAUUUGGAGCAUCAUUAUCCUUCUUCUCCGGAGCAAAAGAUGGAAUUUUGAGCAAUGGGAACAUUACAAGGAAUGGGUUCUCGUACUCCAAAAAUGCUUCAAUUGCAGCGAGCCAGUGAUCAAAGCGCAGGCUAUCGUUGGUUGGAAUCGAUUUGUCUUUGCUGUCAGCCCCAACGAAUCAACGAGCCGAUCUCUCCUAAAAAUGCUGGGCAAACCGGUACUCUCUCAAUUCGACCGUAAGAAGGCCGACAAGUCAGGAGCACCGCCCACUCAACUUGCUCUGACAAGCUACUACAAUCUGUUAUACUACACGUUUCGCCCUUCAGCUUCUUAUCAGCACCUGGAUAUUAUAUGGGAGGAAUACGUGGCCAUUCCGUCUGCAGGCAUCUUCUCAUCAGCCCCGGUUCUCAGUGACUGUCUUGCGCGCAUAUUGGCAAACCUGCUGUGGAGUACGCAGGCUAAGAUAUGGGUAGAGAAUCGAAUCAAUGAUACUACCAAAAUGGAGGCGGAGGAACUUCCUGCAGCCGACAGCAGAUGGGUCCGAUCAAGAAUUACCUCGAUUCUAAAGGUUUUUGAGCAUAUAUUUAAAGCCUCGGUCUGGGUUGAUGGCGCGGUUGGCCAAUCUCAUGUGGCAUUGGCCUGGAGUAGUCUAUCCAGUGCUCUAUCGAUUGCGUCCAGCAAAGAGAUCACCCCUUCGGGGGAAUCAAUGCAAGCUGUUGCCAGCGUUUGGAGUCUAAUGCACCGCCUUUGGAAUGCAGGGUCGCCCUCAUUGAAUGCCGGCACCACGGAUGAGUUCUUCGAAAGAUUCAGAUUCUUGUCUACAACAAUGAUUGUUUCGAUUGGGGGUAUUCCGUUUACCGAAAAGCUUCUCUUGAGAAAUGCGGAUGAGACUGAGAGCAUUUCCAUACAUUCACCUCCUAAUACGACCCAAGAAAGUGCUAUUCUUCACCUCCUUCGAAUAAUCAGCAGCACUGCGGGGACAAUGGUGCCAAGCCAAUCUUAUAAACUCCUUGUCUUAUGUAAUAUUGAAGCAGCAUGCAACGGGAGAUUCUCCCGAGGAACUCGCCUCGAACUUCUCCAACAGUGUGCAGAAUUGAGCACUUCGAAGGCCAGUGCUAUUCCACGAGCAGCUCAGCUUUCGGAGGUGGUUUGGAAUGCCACUGCCCAGGUGGCCGCAGAUUCUUUGCAGUCGUUCCCCAUGGAAUCCGCUCGUGGGCGCGACGGGUCUGUAUCUCGUGACUACGAAAAUGUCAUUAAGAUUCUCUCCCUCGGACUUUCGUUUCCAUCGGCUUUCGAAGGGUGGUCUCAUUUACUUGAAACCUUUGUUCGCGUGGUUCGAACAGAGAAAGGGAACCAAGCGGUUGCCACUAUGAUUGUGGAACCCAUGGCCGAGCGCCUCAUGUAUCUUUGCGCUGGAGAUACUUACCUACCCUCGACUUCACUGCUUGGUCAUUCCUUAUCUAUCCCUUUCAUGCAAGGAACUGGGCUAGGGAUUGAUCGCAGCGGCAUCCAGGCAGCUGGACAUGUCAUCUUUCCUCAUAAACUUAUCGCGUCGACUGCGCAGACAUUACAUGAUGCAUAUCACAAUUUCAACGCAUCACAAUCCCACGGUCUUGCCGACUUCAUCGAGGCAUUGACUUCUUUCCUGGGGAUCGGUGUUCCGCAGUUCCAAUCACAAAUUCUUCAAAAUCUCCAGUCAUCCCUUGGUCUCUGGUUGAAGGACGAAUCUUACAAAAUUCACGUUGACCACGGCGUUGACAGCAGAAUUCUGACAGCGUGCCGUGCGCUAUCGUCAGCUACUAUCAAUAUUCUCCAAAAAUCAGUUUCCCAUGAUCUAGCUUCUUUGAAAAUCUUCGAGCCGAUUAUUUGCGCCGGUUUGGAGUCUUCGCACAUGUCAAUAGCCAAGAGAUAUGUCGAACUUUGGGGCUUGACCUUUGGCUCACAGUCUUUAGCCACUCCAGUCACCAUUUUACAAGCUGUACAAACUGCUAGCUCGAGGUUGCAGACCGCAACAUUGCCUCCGCAAGACGGUGAUCAGGAUACCGAGAUGUCACCUCCAUCUCCGCAAGACAAGAUGAAUCGGUCAUUGCAUCAGCCGUCUCAGGACACUCAGCUUUCGUCCCCCGUCAUACGGACCGAAGACUCCUCGGUGGCCAUCAAGCCAACUGAGCAGUUCCAUGAACCCCAGUUACCGAGUAACCUUCAUCAGCCCACGGAUGCGCAAAUUAUUGAUGGUGUUUCAGUGUCUCACAAGCGCAAGAGCCGUAGUGAAAUGUUUUCGAUGAUUGAAUCCAUUCAAUCUUCGUCGCCUGCUAGUACGCCGCGGAAAUUGGGCUUCGAUACUCCUCCGCAUCUGCCCAAACUACAUGGAGAAUCAAAGACCGAACUUCCUCUAACGCCCACUCUCGCCCCUACUGAGAAUGAAGAAGGAUUCAUCGGCUCUUCUCCUACUCCUGGAACCAGAGACCCAACGCCUGCUAUGAACUCCGACGCACUCACAUCGGGCCAUCUACUUGCGGAUUUGGGUAUGGACCCUCCAUCUUCUCCUCCAGAUAUGCAAUCUCGGAGUCCAAGCCCUCGGAAGAGUCGCUCGAAAAGUGCGCGGCGAAAGGCUGCAAAGGCAAGAAAGGCUCUUGUCGGUAUCUCCGGCAAACAGUCAACGGUCAACAGCCCGGCUACUUCCCAUCUUGCAACGGAAAAUAUAGAUACACCUAUGGGGAAUGCCUAUGACUAUGAUAACGAAAACGCCGACACUGCACCUCGAGUAAAUGGAAUGACUCCCAGCCGGCAACUUCGAUCUGCGCUAGGUAAAAACCCGGAUACAGAAGAACCUUCUGCGGUGCCACUAGUUGAUUCUGAUAAGACACCUGUCCAACAACCUACUCGCAGAAGUAAAUCAAGCUCGGGCUCUAAGAAAAAACGAAAGCAAUCUCAGUCUAAGCCUGCAGAUGAUCGACCUCAGGAAGCCGCAGACAUGCCUUCUGUUAUCCCUCCGGAUGGUUUCAUGGACUCGAGUGAGGAGACAGAGACACAAGUCGCAUCACAGCUUGGACAAGACUUGGAACUAGCAUUGGAUAUGGAGGACAGAGGUCAUCUGGAGCGAACAAAACUUCCGGACGAGCCAUCCAGGAAGAAGAGAAAGCGGAAUCAAAUGGAAUCAUCCCCAACUAUGAGAACUGACAGGCGCCGGUCUUCAAGGCUGUCCACAGUUAAAGAUGUGGUCAGUGUCGAGCUAUUGCAGCCUGAUGACUCACAUUCGCACCAUGUCAUUUCUCAGUCGGCCUCUCCAGCUCCAUCAUUAUCACCAACUGCAACUCGCCGAUCCACCCGCAGUUCACAACGAAAAUAUGCUGAUGACGCUUCCACGGAUUCAGUCCCUGCAACUCAGAGCUCCGUUGUGCAGGAAUCAACACAAGAUGCCGAGACCCCGCGGCCGUCCAAAAGGACUCGUAAAUCCAUUCAUCUUGAGGACCAGUCUGUGUCUAGCACCAUCGGUAGCACUCCUCAAGGCGUCUCUCGAGAUACCCGCUCCCGCAAGACACGGCAUCAGCAGGCGUCUCAACCUCAACCUUCAAGCAUUGCAUCCGAGGAAAAUGGCGAUACUGACCGCUUGCCACCUGAUGUCAGCCUAGACCGGAUCCCCGAGAGCCUUAUUACAGAAGACCAAGCGGGCCAGAAUACCUCUCUUGUUUCGACCGAAGAGGCAACUGCCACUCAAGUCUCUGAAAGGGAGCAAGCCAUUGAGUUUGCGGUAAAACUAGAUCCCGAGGAGGACAUCAACAUGAAUGCCGUCCAGCAAUCUGGUGGAACAGUCGAGCAAACUACAAGUAUUGCCACAACGGGUACUCAAACCCAAGAAACACCCCCUGAACCCAAAUCCGACAUCAGCGAACAAGGCAUCGUCCAAUCCCUGAAGAACCUCUUAGGUGAAAUGAAAAUGACGACCUUGUCACCGAGCGCUUUCCGCGAAGUCGAUGAUCUCCUCUUCAACCUCCGUUGCGAGGCACAAAAUGCAUCAACGCGACACAAUACUUCAGCAUAG
Molecule: messenger RNA, 5178 nt
Organism: Penicillium roqueforti
Lineage: Eukaryota; Fungi; Ascomycota; Eurotiomycetes; Eurotiales; Aspergillaceae
Exons: 1
Coding region: 1-5178 (1725 amino acids)
Biological process (GO): telomere maintenance
Cellular component (GO): nucleus
Source: RefSeq, a predicted model, not a curated record